This is a messenger RNA of Oreochromis aureus, 3027 nucleotides long. RefSeq lists its product as uncharacterized. Lineage: Eukaryota; Metazoa; Chordata; Actinopteri; Cichliformes; Cichlidae. The record is from RefSeq and is a predicted model, not a curated record. The transcript has 14 exons. Bases 32 to 2563 code for a protein of 843 amino acids.
UCUCCGCAGACAGAGUUGGGAUUGGAGGAUCAUGGCUUCCACACUGAUGCUCCUGCUUCAGCUGCUCCUGGUCUCACUGGUGUCAGCUUCUCAUUACUUUGGGGGAACCACGACCUACACCUACAAAGGAAGAAACCCUGAUGGCUCAUUUAAUGUGGAAAUUCGGGACAGAGACACCUAUGAAAGCUGUUAUGACACCCUCUACUGGUAUUGUUCCAGUGGAUACUGUGGCUAUGUCUCCACAAGUCAGAGAAGCAGACUGGACAGCAGCACCAAUACUCCACAGUAUAACAGACAAUGGUGUGAAGCUGAAACUGUCACCACGCGUGUCCUCCCAACCAACAGACCUUUUGAAAUGCGGGCAACAAGCUGCUGCUGGAUCCCCACACGUACCUAUUACUGGGGCCAUUCAUGGUACUUGAACACGCUUGUGGAUUUGGGAGAAAGAUCCGACACUGGAAAACCAAACAGAGCACCAGAAACUGCCAUCCUACCUUUCCUCAGAGUUCCUGAAAACUGUCCACGGACUUACAAGCUGAUGUCAUUUGAUCCUGAUGGAGACAAAGUCAGAUGCAGAUAUGGAAAUCCAGGAAGUGCGGAGUGCUACGGCUGCACGCAACAUUCAGGCUUCCACUUAGACCAGGACUCCUGCACGUUACACUACCAAUACACUAAUGCUGACCCGUUGGUGAAUGCAUUUGAGUUGGUGGUGGAGGAUUUCCCACAAGGACACAUCAGUCUGAGCUACUCUGAUGGAUCCCAGUCCUCCAGGUCUCCUCUGUCUGCAAGACGGAAACGAUGGGUCUCAUAUCCAACAACUACAUACCCCCCCACCACCACAUCAUGGUGGUGGUGGACAACUACAACAGCCGCACCCACUACAACUACAGCUCCACCCACUACAACUACAACUGCACCAUGGUGGUGGUGGGGGUCAACUACAGCCGCACCCACUACCACAUCAUGGUGGUGGUGGACAACUACAACAGCUGCACCCACUACAACUACAGCUGCUCCCACUACAUCUACAGCUGCACCAUGGUGGUGGUCUACGGGGAGACCGCUGCAGGCGACCUCUCCUCCCCUCAGUAAACUACCGUUGCAGUUCUCUUUCCUUGUGGAUCCACCUGCUCCUUCAUGCCAGGAGGGACUAUACUUGCCCCAGUUUGUGCACCCAACACCUGCACACGGACAGCGCAUUCACGCAGAGGUCAACAAAGAGGUGGAGAUCAGAAUCAAAGCACAGGCUUCAUAUGCAGCAAUACAAGAUAUCAUCAUGAGUGGGCCAAUGAAUAUGACCAAGCACAGAACCGCACAUAAUGAGUUUGUGCUUCGGUGGACGCCGUUCUCCAGCGAUCUGGGGGAUUAUUUCCCAGUGUGCUUUGCUGUUGAAUCGGCGACAGGGUCAGCAGUGACCAGUUUUCCAGGCAAUACCCACUCUCAUAACCACGGCACCCCGAGUUCACAGUCUGGCGCCUAUCAGUCCGAGAUGAGGUGUGUUAUUUUGAAAGUUGGAACGGAGGAAAUUAAAACCAAGGUGACCUGCUCUGAGUCUGAAAUGAGAGUAGAGGUUGAGAAAUCGUCCCUCCGUGGACUCCGUGAGGAUCAGCUGCGUCUCAGUGAGCCCAGCAACACCCUCUGCAGCCUGGAGAGAUACUCCAACAGCACUCACAUCAUCGGCGUCAUCCCUCUCAAUGCUUGUGGCACUCAGAUCGAGGAAGAUGAGGAACAUCUCAUUUUCAAGAAUGAAAUCACCACAGUGGAUGACAGCAGUGCUCUGAUCACCAGGAAGCAUAACCUGGAAGUAGAGUUCUACUGUCAGUAUCCCAAAAAGGGGAACGUGUCACUGGGCUUCACGGCACACAGGAAGAAUGUGGAAGUGUUUGAUAAAGGCUUCGGCACGUUCACCUACCAGUUUGAGUUUUACCCCGACAACCAGUUCAGAAGCAUCAUUGAUCCGAGUUCGUACCCUCUGGAGUACGACGUAGGGCAGAAGAUUUACAUGGAGAUAGACGCUUCCUCCAUAGUCAACGGCACCGAGAUGUUUGUGGAGUCCUGCAGAGCCUCACCGUACGACAACCCCAAUUACCAACCAACCUACUCCAUCAUUGAAGACGGGUGCCCCGUGGACCCAACUGUGAUGAUCCAUGAGACCGACAACAAGAGACAGUUUAGAUUCUGCAUCGAGGCCUUCAAGUUCAUCGGUUUGCACGAUCAGGUAUACAUCAGCUGUUCAGUAAUGAUGUGUGAAGCAGGGAAUCCCGACAGCAGGUGCUCACAGGGAUGCAUCAACUCCACAUCAAACGAUCAACACCACUCCCACCGCCGAAAGAGGGACUCUGCCAUCCAGACUGCAACGCACUUCGUUUCCCAGGGUCCUCUGCGCUUGAAGAGGUCAGCUGACAUCAGCAUGAGUGCAGGGAACAACCUGAACCUGAACCUGAACCUGGUCUUCAUCGCUGGAUGUCUUCUUGCUGCUGUUGCCAUGAUCUGUGGAGUGCUCCUGUACAGGGCCAAAAUGUCAAAGGUCAAAUACCAGCGUUUGGCCUCGAGUGACAGUUAAGACAGCAGUGUAAUCAGAAUACCAGUUCCUGCAUUACCUUUGAACGAACCAAAUUUUGCUGUCAGGGUUUCAGUGUCUGUGUAUCUGCUCAUGUUUAAAUCAAUCAUGAAUUUAAUUCUUUAUAAUUCAGCUUAAUUUGUGUAGCGUGAUUUCACAACAACAGCUUUAUAAUGUAGGGCACAGUCCCAGCUGUUACAGCUGUAUUUGUGUUUGCGAGCUUUAAGGGAGAACAGAAAUUCCAUCACUGCAGAUAUAAAAGAAGACUUGAUCAAUUAUUGGAUUAUUGUUUAGUCGUGCAGCUUUACAGCAGCUUUUAUUUUUAUAUAUUAGAGUGUGAUUUUCAGGACGUGUUACUGUUGAUGUGUGCUCCUCUUUCCACAUAAUUUUUGCUUUGAAUAUCUAUGGCUAUCAUUGGACUGGUUAUUAUACACCUUUGUUAUCAAUCAAUAAAAACAUACUUGUUA